Molecule: messenger RNA, 2178 nt
Organism: Penicillium odoratum
Lineage: Eukaryota; Fungi; Ascomycota; Eurotiomycetes; Eurotiales; Aspergillaceae
Exons: 6
Coding region: 1-2178 (725 amino acids)
Biological process (GO): positive regulation of transcription from RNA polymerase II promoter by galactose; DNA-templated transcription
Cellular component (GO): nucleus
Molecular function (GO): zinc ion binding; RNA polymerase II cis-regulatory region sequence-specific DNA binding; DNA-binding transcription factor activity, RNA polymerase II-specific
Source: RefSeq, a predicted model, not a curated record
AUGGCCCCAUCUGAAGACCCCGAUUCCACGCCCGAGGCACGGACUUCAAAACGGCGCCGCGUCGCCGUCGCCUGUGAUGCAUGUCGGACUCGAAAAUCCCGAUGCGAUGGCAUCCGGCCUCGGUGCUCACUAUGUACGGAUCUGGGCUUUGAAUGUAUUUAUACGCCUCCAGCGACAGCGACAAAUGUCAUCGUACAGAAGGAGUAUCUGCAUGGUCUGGAGGGUCGAGUCAAGAAACUGGAGGAGGUAUUCAGGGUUGUCAGAGAUGAUGUUGAUGGAUUAUCGGUUCGCGUUGAUCGGGCACCGGAGUCGCGGUCUGUGAAGAGUAAUGAUAAGCAAGGCGCCGUUCCUGUAUCUGAUCUUGUUGGGCUGGAGGACUCGGUUGAUGCGAUGGGCACGAUCUCCUUUGCUGAUGAGGAGGAUUCUGGGUUUUUUGGUCCUUCUUCAAAUAUUGCAUUCCUGAGACAUUUGUCCGGUGCAGUUACUCAGCAAGGAUAUAUCUUAUCACCAGGAACUGCAGAGGGCGGGUUCGUGAGUGUCUCGAAACCGCCAUUGCCACCGCGUCAAUCGGCGCAGGAUAAAGUCAAUGUCUUUGCAUUACCUCCUCAGUCAGAGACAUUGGCUUUGAUUCAUCUCUAUUUUUCGGAAACGGGGUUACUCUACCCUUAUAUCUACCCGCCUACAUUCUUGGCGACAUAUCACCACAUGGCGCAGGAAAAUUUUGCUGGAGUUCGAAAAUCCUGGCUUGGGCUUUUGAAUAUGAUUUUGGCUAUCGCCACUAUCACAGCCGAGUCAAAUGGUGUCAGUGCGGAUACUCGUAUUGCUGAAUCACACGUUUUCUACCAACGUGGUCUUGGGCUGUGUGGUGGCGAGCUAUGGCGUGGCACUACUUUAGAGCUUGUUCAGUUUCAUCUCUUGGCGGGUCAAUACUUGCAGGGUACUCAGAAGUCUGUGCAGGUAUGGAAUGUCCAUGGGCUAGCAGUGAAAGGUGCUCUGCAACUUGGACUUCACUCCAAGCACGCAUCUCGAACAUUCAGUCCCAUAGAGCAAGAGACGAGAAAGCGUACCUGGUACUGCUGUGUUAUGCUAGACAGAACCCUGAGUAUGACCUUUGGACGGCCGGCUGCCAUCCCAGAUAGCUAUGUGAAGCUGGAACUCCCCUUGGUACACCAGUUGGAGUCAUCAUUGGCCUUUGUGGACGGUGAAACAUCCAGUCUCAGUGUCUCUUUUUUCAACUCGACCGUCACUCUAUACAAAAAUCUCUGGAAUGUCCUCGAAUCUCUAUAUGGUCAAAACAUGGGCUGCGAGGACCCCCUACCAGUCAGCGAAACAAUUGCGCACGUCUUCAGCAUAGAACAAAACCUCUUUUCCUGGGAAAGAUCCCUCCCCAGCUCCUUACAGCUAGUCACAAAAGACAACCUGGAUGAAAUGCAGCAAGCAAAGCUUUCCGAAACACAAAAGUUCUCCUGGAAGUUCCGCGUGAUCCUGACACUACGCUACCUUAACCUCAAAGUCCUGCUCCAUCGACCCGUUCUCGUCAAAUUCAUCAUCGCCAGUCGAUCUCCUAACCGUGAUCCUCAAGACAUGAAGCUUCUACAGCAGAUAGGCAUGAACAGCGUGGCUAUAUGUACAAAAUCCGCAAUGGAGAUCAUCGAUAUUAUCUUUUGCGUCGUGUCGGAUCCUCGGUGGAAACAAAGCUUGUUAGGUGCAUAUUGGUAUUCGCUUUACUACACCUUCAACGCUGCAUUGGUAAUUCUGGGCACUGUUUUGGUAUACCGUGAUACAAGCUUAACUGGCUGCUCGAUGGCUGCAGAAGCGAGAGAAGCGAGAGAGUACCCCGGUCGCGCCGUCGCGGCGCUUUCUAAACUCGAUAACAGCAACCGGUUGAUUGACCGCUGUCGAUGUUUCCUGGAACAUUUUAUUAAUCUAUUGGCUGGUCCAGGUAAGAUUAUGUUUCGCUAUUUCCAAGAGAAUCCAUGGUUGACAAUUUCAGAUACUGAGGGUCCAACACCUCCUUUCCCUACUUUGAGUACUAAUCAUGAUGACCUCCCAGCCGCGGAUUUUGAUUUUUCGCCCUUUGGUAUGGAGCUUGGAGAAUUCAUGAUGGAUGGGGACUUGAUUGCGAUGAUUGAUAAGCAGGGAUCGUCCACAGAUACAGGACCAGGGUAUCCUGCUUGA